Pygocentrus nattereri (red-bellied piranha) is the source of this 2827-nucleotide messenger RNA. RefSeq lists its product as uncharacterized. The coding region runs from base 1600 to 2691 and encodes 363 amino acids. The record is from RefSeq and is a predicted model, not a curated record. The transcript is spliced from 8 exons. Lineage: Eukaryota; Metazoa; Chordata; Actinopteri; Characiformes; Serrasalmidae.
GCUACUUUUUUGUGAUGUGUGGAGACAAACGUAAUUUUCACCUAAACGUAUUCCUUCUUUUAUUCUCUGUUUCUGGUUCUUCUCAGGUUCUGAUAUGCCUAAAUGAACUGAUUAGUAUCCAAGCUCAAAUAAUGAUGGAUUUUACAUCUUCAGAAGUGAUGUGCGAGGUUGCCAAUUUAACAAAGGAAUUUACUUUUAGUCAUUCUUGUUCGUUUUAGUUAACCUCACUUGUAACAGGAAUUCAUUCAUAAUAGACCACGUAUGGAAACAUCCCAAUAUAUGUAUGUAUUUAGUUAACAAGAAUGUGCUCAGACAAAGACUCUUACUGUGAAGUUCUGGUUGCAUUGGUAAGGUUGCUAUCCAAUUUGAGCGCGAUUGCGACCAUCGAUAUCAAGGUUUUGAAGCAAAGAUCGUUUAAGGGAGGGUCUAAGUUAGGGCACUACAUUUCAUACAGCCUCAUUUAUGAAAGCUAAUGCAUUGAAGUGAAAGUGAGCGCCCCCCAUCUUUCGGACUGUGUGCACUUCCGCCCGAUCCUCUGGACACGGAACCACAGCUCGCUUUUCCCUCCACACGGUGAGUGUGUAAGCAGUCCGGUGCUUAACUUGACUUCGUUUUAAUAACAGACACAUGCAAUUCUGAAUACAUUAACAGUUUUUUUUCAUUAAUAUAAACUUAAAUAAAAUGCAAUAUUAAGUAGGAGCUCGGUUUAACAUCCCAAGAGUAUAAGACAAAUGUGCACAGUCUGGUCAUGCUGCUAGCUAAACUAGUAAACUAGCUUAGAUUAGCUAGCAUGCCUUUAAUAAACUUGAGAUUUUAAUCACUCUUCCUUUUGUAAGUAUCGCAAUUUCUAUAAAGUUAUGUUGCCCUGUGCACCAUGUAGUAGUUUACUUUUGACAUGCUAAGAAUGCGUGUCGGUGUUUAACAGGUGAAAAUGUUCUUUGCUAGCUAGCAUUAGAGCUGGCCUAAUUAGAGCAUGUGCCUAAUAUGUAUACCUAAAUAAUCCACAGGUCUACACUAACAUUACUCAAACUGUAUGUCCAUUAAUGAAUGAUAUAGAAAUGACAUUACAGCUAGAGCUGGUUGAUAUGUGAAUUGUGAAAACAUGAGUAAGAAGUUUUCAUGAUACGUGGUAGUAUUUAAUAAAUGAGUUAAAAUAUUUUCAGAGUAUAAACGCACAAUGAUAUUUUUUUAAACAUUUCACACACUGUGCUCUACCAAAUCUAGUUGGAGAGGCCUAAUUACUUUUAUUACUGACAGUAUCUGCAAUAUGCUCCGAAAAAUUAUAUGGUAACAUUAAAUGUUUUGACAUCUAUUUUUUUCUUUUCACAGACCUUUCAGAUCCCUCCUCACAUCCAUCUAUCUCUCUAUCCUUUAUAGCGACCCAACGACACUUUUAAGAGCCACUCGUCUGUCUGUCUAUCCAUACAUCCGUUUAUAAUCUGAUUAUAGAUAAUCAAUUUGUCUAUCUACCUAUCUGUUUGUCUAUCUAUAUAUCUAUCUGUCUAUCUCUCUAUCUACUUACCUACCUACCUCUCUGUCGUUCUACCUUUUUGGCUUUCUUUCUGGCUGUUCAUCUGUCUGUCUGGCUGACUGGAUACCAUGCCAGGUUCAACCCAAAAGACCUGCCAGUCAUGCAAGGCACAAAUAAAUGUUGGCUGUAAACACUGCAAGCUGUGUGGGGCUUCUCAGCCCCAGAAAGUGAAAUUGCAGCAGGCCAAAGACAAAGCAUCAAAGGAAUGGGCCCAAAAAAUGUUGAAUGGAAGAAACACCUCAAAGCUGAUAAAUUCCACCAAUCUUCUACUCCACAAGUUUCACAUGUUGGGUUAUUACCCCCUUCUUCUUCUUGGGAGGAGGAAGACGAGGCAGGCCACAAAUUUUAGGGCAGAUGUUUUUUAUCCUCAGCAGUUUUCUUCAGAAAUGGAGAGGACAUCAAUUUCUACAAUUCGUUUGCUGUAUGAAGGUCUUCUAAAAGUGGCUCUUAAUCCAGAAGCCAACCCCAACUCUUCAAAUGCUCCUGAGACCAACACCAGCUCUGCCCAUACUCCUGAGACCAACACCAGCUUUUCACAUGCUCCUGAGACCAACUUCAGCUGUUCAGAUGGUCCUACAGAGAACCCCAGCUCUUCAGUUGCUCCCCUUCAUACUGAACCUACAUACACCUUAAUUCUUACUCCUGUUACAUCUGAAAAGGAAAAUUCCACAGUGGUUCUUAAUCUGGAAGUCAACCCCAGCUCUUCAGAUGAUCCUGAGACCAGCCCCAUCUGUUCAGAUGCUCCUGAGACCAGCCCCUUCUCUUCAGAUGGUCCUGAGGCUAGCCCCAGCUUUUCAGCUCCUCCUGAGCCCCGCAGCAGCUCUUUAGAUGAACUCAAUCCAAUUCUCUCCCCUGUUACAUCUGGAAAUGGGAAUUCCACAGACAAGUACCCCUGCAAGAAAAGAACACAAGAAGUAACACCAAAUGUGUCCAGCUCGACAUUUAAUCGUACUUUUCCCUGCAAGAAAAGAAGAAUAAAGAUCAACCCAAGUGAAUGCCCUGUCCACACUAUGGCUGACACCUACCCAGUCCAAAAAAUUUUAUCACAGAGGGUAUCAAAAGAGGGCACAAAAGAGGUCAAAGUCCGUUGGCAGCAGUGUUCUGGGUGUGGCAUCAAGUGGAAAGACACAUGGGAGCCUUUCAACGAGAUAUUCCCGUAGUAAUGAUUUGAAAUAAUACUCUAAAUUAUUCAUUUUGGAAUUUUGAUGUUUAGCAUAACUAUUUCUAGGUGAUGUGUUAUUUAUUCAUCAUUACCCUUGUCAUUCAUAAGGUUAUUAUUGUUCAAUAAAGAUAUUG